This is a messenger RNA of Magnusiomyces paraingens, 4746 nucleotides long. RefSeq lists its product as uncharacterized. The record is from RefSeq and is a predicted model, not a curated record. The transcript has a single exon. Gene Ontology annotation, molecular function: ATP binding; ATPase-coupled monoatomic cation transmembrane transporter activity; P-type ion transporter activity. The coding region runs from base 1 to 4746 and encodes 1581 amino acids. Gene Ontology annotation, cellular component: membrane. Gene Ontology annotation, biological process: intracellular calcium ion homeostasis. Lineage: Eukaryota; Fungi; Ascomycota; Dipodascomycetes; Dipodascales; Dipodascaceae.
AUGUCUCCGUCGGGCUCUCAAAAUAAUCCUUCUGCUAGGGAUGAACACCCUACACCUUAUUCUCCGAGAAUCUCUCAUCACGGUCACCAUGCCUCUCGAAGACGAUCUAACUCUGUGGCUACCAAUCGUAGCGAGGCCAUAGAUACUGAUUGGGACGAAGAGGACGAGUACUUGGCCGAGCCUGCUAGUGAAGAAAUCUUUUCCGGUCCCGUUUCUGAAUCUGUUCCGUCAGCCUAUUCAUCUUUUCAUCAUCGUCGCUAUUCUUCUCGCCAACCCUCAAUCAGUAGACGUGACUCAUCAGUUGACAGACAUGCGCCGCCUACAUUUCCAGAUAACGCAGAAGGAGAGAUUGCGUCUUCUGUAGGUUCUCGCCACAGCUUCAGCUUUUUUCGCCCUGGGAGUGCGACUACUCAACCAGCAAGCUACCAUCAACCCGAAUCUGCUGCCAAUGAGACUGAUGAGUCUUUAGCUAAUCGUCGCGACUCUAUGGCUUCUUUGGGUUCAGAAAUUGCAUUUAGACAUCGCUCUGAACCCAAUGCUGCCUCCUUUAGAUUCUUUUCUCAAGACGAAAUUGAGCAUGCAGAGAGUGCUAGUACUGUUCCUAAUGAAGUUGAUCCAGUUGAAUACGAAAUUUUGCGCCGUGAAAAUGAAGAAUACAACCCGGAAGAAGAUGUCUCUGAUUAUAUUGCUCGCACACCUCAUCAGCACCCCUCUCGAUAUGCUUAUGAAGACACUAGCGUUCUCCUGAGACAUGAGGCUGAAAUUGAACUUGCUCGUGAUGAGUUGGAAUUUGCUGAAGAACAGGAUCAUGAAGAAGAAGUUAUUGAAGAAGAAGAGGCUGCUGCUGCAAGAUCAACCCAUGGUCGGCGACGCUCAAGUGAUGACCACCUUCAUCGUUGGACUACUCAUGAUUCUAAUGAGCCUUUACUUCUCAGUCGUAUAAACUCUCAGAUUUCUCCCCAGCCCACUUCCAAAAAGUACUCCUCUAGUUCUACCUCUCAGCAGCGUUUUUACAUUUCUGAAGAAGAUAUGGUUAUUGUUAUUGCUGGCUUUAAUAGCAGCAGAAUGCGCGCGGCAUUAUAUUAUGCAUUAUGCAUAUGCACUCUUGGAAUGGCCUACCUUAUUCUGCGCUGGAUUCCUCGCUGGCAUAUUGCCUGCCUGGGCAAGCCCGCACCUCUUGGUCAAUGCAACUGGGUCGUUGUAGAAAAUCAGUGGGGAGAGUUGAGCGUCAUUAAUGUCGACUCAUUUUACUUUAACCGUCCUACGUCUCAUGUGUUUCGCCUUAAAAAUCCUGAAAAAGAGUCUGGUAGAGGUGCUGAAGUGUCCAAUGGCUCAUCUACAGCCGGUACAGAAAAUAGAGGGGAUUCUCAAGGCUCUGAUGCACCUACCAACAAAAAUUAUGAAACUGAUGAAGAAGAUGGGUAUCAAGAAGAUCCAAUCAUGCACACGUUACGUGUUAUUGAAUAUCGCUACAUUAAGUUUUACUACAACCCUCAGGAAGACAUUUUUCUUACAAAUUAUGACUGGGUUGAUCCCACUUGGACUAGCACUGAACGUGUUCGGGAAGGAAUUGAGCCUGAAAUACAAGCUGAACGCAAGCUCAUUUUUGGGCCUAAUAUGAUUGAUAUUAAGGAAAAAACUACUGUUCAACUUCUUGUUGACGAAAUUUUACACCCAUUCUAUGUUUUUCAAGUGUUUUCCAUGCUUCUUUGGGCGUGUGAUGAAUACUAUUAUUAUGCAACGUGCAUUCUUUUCAUCUCUGUUAUUUCUGUUGGAAACACAUUGAUUGAAACAAAGCAAACUAUGCGUCGUCUUCGUGAAAUUUCUAGAUAUGUUUCUGAUAUUCGUGUUUUACGAUCUGGAUAUUGGAUUACGAUUCUUUCUUCGGAACUUAUGCCAGGAGAUAUUUAUGAAGUUUCAGAUCCUUCAAUUUCCAUUUUCCCAUGCGAUUCUGUUUUGUUGUCUGGUGACUGUGUUGUCAAUGAAAGCAUGCUCACCGGUGAGUCAGUGCCUGUUUCUAAGUACCCAAUCACCGAAAGUGCCCUCAAAUCUUUUGUUAAUGGCCCUAGUCAGGGUUCUAGCGUUCCUGCUGAUGUAACUAAGCAUUUCUUGUUUUCUGGAACAAAGGUUGUGCAAGUUCGUCGUCCCGUUGCCCAAACUGGUGAUUCAAGCAAUGGAAAUGUUUCUUUUGACCAACUUGAUGUUGCUGUUGCUAUGGUUGUGCGUACUGGAUUCAUGACAACAAAGGGUUCCCUGGUCCGUUCAAUGCUAUUUCCUAAGCCCAGUGGUUUCAAAUUUUACCAAGACUCGUUCAAGUACAUUGGUGUCAUGGCUUUUGUCGCUGCCUUGGGCUUUUCUUACUCUAUUGUCGACUUCAUUAAAAUGCACAUGGGUACCAAGCUUAUUAUUUUCCGAGCUUUGGAUUUAAUUACCAUUGUUGUUCCUCCUGCACUUCCUGCCACUCUCACAAUUGGUACUAACAUCUCACUUUCCCGGUUGCGCAAAAAGAAGAUUUUCUGCAUCAGCCCUAGUCGCGUUAAUGUUGGUGGUAAAUUAGAUAUUGUUUGCUUUGACAAGACCGGUACACUUACAGAGGAUGGUUUGGAUGUAUUGGGUAUGCACGUUCAGGAAAAUGGUCGGUUUAGCGAUUUGUUGCAGAGCAUUGAUGAUGUUUUCCCUUUUAGUGAUUUGGAUUUUGGCGAGCCUGAUAUUGGAAAGACUUAUGGCGGUAUUAUUAAAAAUAGCAAACUUCCAAAACAACAACGUUCAUCUUUUGUUGCGGCACUGACGACUUGCCAUUUGUUGAGAAAUAUUGAUGGUGAAAUGCUUGGAGAUCCUCUUGAUUUUAAAAUGUUUUCCUUUACUGGAUGGAACUUUGAGGAAGAAGGUGGUGCUAGGCUUUUUGCAGCUGAUUACACCCACGAGUAUCCGGUUCCAAUUUCUCGUCCUCCAACUACAAACGAAGCCAAAUUUUCACUGCCAAGUAAUACUUUGGGAACCAUUUUGUCUUUUGACUUUAUUCCACGACUUCGUCGCAUGAGUGUCUUGGUCAAGAGUUUGGGUGCCUCUGGUGCCAAUGAUAGCACUGAUAUUCAUGCAUAUGUUAAAGGUGCUCCUGAAAUUAUGCCAGAAGUUUGUGAUCCUUCAACUUUCCCUGAAGAUUACGAAGAUCUCCUUUACCAAUACACACACCGCGGAUAUCGUGUCAUUGCUUGUGCUACAAAAACAUAUACCGAUUUAAGUACAGCAGACGCUCGAAAGCUGAAGCGAGAGGAUGUCGAAUCUGGCCUCAAAUUUCUUGGUUUUAUUGUUUUUGAAAAUCGUCUUAAACCUACAACGACAAGUGUAAUUGAGCAGCUUAAUGAAGCUCAUAUCCGUACAGUUAUGUGUACUGGUGAUAAUGUUUUAACAGCCAUUAGUGUUGCCAAAGAAUGCCACAUGGUUGGUGAAAACACCAAGAUCUUCGUUCCUAGAUUUGAGCAACUUCCAGAUGGUGUUUCUCCUGAUGAGUUUAAUCCUAUUUCAUGGGAGUACAUUGAUGAUCGUCAAUUGCGGCUUGAUCCUGUCACAUUCCAGCCCUUUUUUGUUCCUGAAAAUGGUGAGACAAUUGCUCAAAGCGAGAACCAUUUGCAACAAGUGCGCCACUAUCAGGAGUUUGGUUUUGAUUAUGCGUUAGCUGUCACUGGUGAUGCUUUCAGAUAUAUGGUACAAUUUGGCCGUGAUAGACAGCUUGAGCUUGUACUGAUGAAGGGUGCUAUUUUUGCGCGCAUGUCUCCUGACGAGAAGCAUGAGUUGGUUGAAAAGUUGCAGAGCUUGGAUUAUACUACAGGCUUUUGUGGUGAUGGUGCUAACGAUGUUGGUGCUUUGAAGGCUGCCGAUGUUGGUAUUUCUCUUUCUGAAGCUGAGGCUUCUGUUGCUGCACCUUUUACCUCACAGGUCUUUCAGAUUUCUUGUGUUUUGGAUGUGAUUGCUGAGGGCCGCUCUGCACUUGUAACAAGUUUCAGUUGCUUUAAGUACAUGUCACUUUACUCUGCCAUUCAGUUUAUAACAGUCUCAAUUCUCUACUCUUUGGGGUCCAAUCUUGGUGAUUUCCAGUUUUUGUGGAUCGACUUGUUUCUCAUUCUGCCCAUUGCCAUUGUCAUGGCUUGGUCUGAGCCAUACCCCACCUUGUCAAUCAAGAGACCUACUGCCAACCUGGUUUCGCCCAAGAUUCUUGUCCCCCUGCUUGGUCAGAUUGUUAUUUUGGCGCUUUUCCAGCUCGGCAUUUGGCACGCAGUGCGCAAAGAACCGUACUACGUUCCUCCAGUCAUGGGUGGAAGUGAUGAGGAUGUGGACUCGACAGACAAUACAGCCUUAUUUUUCUUUUCGAGUUACCAGUACAUCUUCGUGUCAAUUUUGCUUACAGUUGGUCCCCCAUAUCAUGAGCCCAUCAUUAAGAAUAAGCCAUUUGUUAUCACCAUCAUUCUCACAUGCUUGCUUACUGGAUCCUUUAUGCUGGUAUCUGCCGACACUGGGUUGGGUCAGUUUAUGAAUUUAACAGAUCUCAGCUCCACGUUUAAGUUGAUCAUUAUUGCUACAGUCUUGGUCAAUUUCUUCGUGAGUAAGUUCUUUGAAGACCAUGUGUUUUUGCCAUUGGCUGUGUUUUUAAGAAAACUUUGUAUCAUGUUAAAGCUACCUGCAAAGACUGUGUCAAACAAGCUCUACAAGCGCAUCAUCAAAGCCAUGGAUCAUCAAAAGCAAGUGUAA